GCUUGGUUUCGGUAUCGGAUUGUCGGGCCAUUUAACUGAAAUUGCUAGCGUCAUCGUUGAUGAUAUAAAAGACCACGGCGAUAUACAUAUGCAGAAUAACAGCAACAACAACAACAACUGCAACAACAGCAACAACAGCAAGCGCCGCCUUAAAGUCAAUUAUAAUUUACGCGCGCGCGUUGGCGUUGCGAGCAACAGCAGCAACAGAAACAACAACACCACCACCAUCAACAGCAAUAACGACAACAAGCUUAUUAUAAAUCCACAGCCACAACCAGCGCGCCGGAAUAGAACAUGCACACACAGUGCCACCUAAAUGUAUGCGUACAGUUCCUGCAACGGCAAUUAAAGCGGUCGCGUACCACUGCCGCUUAAACAGUCCGUUAAAAGAGCAAGAAAAAGCAAGUAAACAACAAUAAAAGUACUAAAGUGUGUGUGUGAAAGUAAAAUGCAAUUGCAAUUAACAACAACAUCAGCGUAUCGUGACCUUUGAGAAGCAAGCUUAAAAGCAGCCCACAUACUUAUAUAUACGAGUAUACUACGCACACAAGAAAACACACGCAAGCAAGCACACAUCGGUGGAUGAAAAAAAAGUAAAAUACUUAAUUGGAUUUUUUUAACACUCAACCCCUCCUCGGAUUUUGGACACAUGUGCGGCACACACACGUCCAUUUAGCACUCCACGAUUUCCAUUGAGAGCGUGUGCUUGAAAAAAUCUAGCGAAGAUACCGGCCGGUUUUCUUAUUACAACUGCAAAUACCAGACCAAAGUAGCAGUAGCAAUAUGGACAAUCUUGAUAUCAAUAAGAUUUGCGAGGACCUACAGGCCAGCGAUCGACGAGUGAAAACCACUGCGUUGCAGAAGCUACGCGAAGAAUGCGUCAAUAGUGGCGCAGCGUUGAGCGCCGACGCACUGGCUGCCCAUUUUGAUGGACUAUAUUUGCACCUUCUCAAGUGCUAUGCGGAUCGCUUUGAAAGCGUCCGUGAUGAGGCUGUUCGCGUCGUUAGCGCGUUUCUUGACCGGUUGCCGCCCACGGACUUCCAUUUGCUGAACGUGGUGGCCACGCUGAACGAUCGCAUGGGCCAGACGGAGACGGUCGAGGGCAGUGAGGAGAUUCGCUUGCUUUAUAUUGAACAACUGCAUGUACUGGUUCGGCAAUAUGCACUAAUGGGCAAUGUACACGCCUUUAGGGAGUGCUAUGUACAGGUGGUGGGCGUGCUGGUUAAGUCCAUCCGAGACUCGUAUCCGGCGGUCCAGCGUGAGGCAUGCGGCACUUUGGUGGACUUAGCACGCGUGGCCGAUGCCUUCGAACUGCAGGAGUUUACGGAGCCACUAGCUUUGGCGCUCUACGGAAUGCUGAAUCACAAACAUGCGAAAGCUCGUAUUUCAGCCGUGGAGGCGCUGGGACGUGUCGCGUUGCACAUGAAUGCCAGUGGGGACGGAUUACGUCGACUAAUAAUGGAAGUGUCGCCGCUGCUGAUGGACAGCAUGCCUCUGGUGCGACGUGAGUGUGGCCAGAUGGGUGUACUAAUGUUGCUCGAGCUGAUGGAUCGAUACUCGUACUUUGAACGCAUCUUGCCGCUAGUUCUGUGCUGCCUGAAAGAUGAUUCGCCAGAUGUGGUGGCCUACAUUCGCCCACUGUGGGAGAAGUGUGGCAAGUUGUAUUAUGAUGAGAACGAAGCGGAGCUCUCACAAGUGGCGGCUGCCGAUCUACCCGUCGAUAAUUACCCGGCAGGUGUGCAGCGACCCACGCUAGGCUGCCGUGGUCUUGUCCAACGAUCGAUCCGUCUUCUCAAGCUGAUAACACGGGAGUCCGGCGACUGGAAAGACAAUGUGCGCAUUCACUCGCUUAAGCUUUUCUACCAAUUUGUGCUUCAUGCAGAGGCGGCCAUGACCGCCAAAUUCUUCGAGGUCUACCCGGAUGUGGCACAUGCCUGCGUCGAUGCGGAGGCACUUGUAAGGGCGGAGGCGAAAAAGGUAGCCGAUCUGAUGGGCCGUCUUUUGUUCUACGACGACUGGAUUGAAAAUGGCCUCGAUGGUUUGGUGCGCAAUGCACGCGAGUCUUAUCUAACGUGCUUUUUCUACAUGUUUAGCGCAUCUCUGGGUGGAAACUUCGAGCAGUUGCUCCGCUUGAGCAAACUGCUUCGCUCAAGCGACUAUUCGCACACGCUGAAGCCUAGAUUUCAGCUUUAUAUAAUCAAAAUGCUGGAGACUUUACUGGACAAGUCAGCUCAGGUGACAGCCACGCUGGAGCAACUGCUUGAACUGUACGAAUAUAUAUACGUGGCCGGAAUGAAGGUUAUGGCUCUAUCCUAUUCGCUCACAGGCAGUCACAACGAGGAUGUAAACCGUGGGCAACUGCUCAUCGAACGAGUUGUUAAACUGGAGAACAGCACGGUGGCACUGUUGCAUGAACGACUCUUUGCGCUUGUUCUGGAUGAUAUAGAGAAUCUGGACGCUGCCCUUGAGGAUAAUGCUGAACCAGUAUUGCUCCUUGACGGGCUCAUAAAUCUGUGUCAUAUCCGUGCUGCGUACUUGCCGGCGCUCAUCGCCAAGGUGCAGAUUGUUUUUGCGAAUUGCUGUGACAGCGCUCAGGUGCGAAUCUUCAGCAGCCUCUCGAUUGCAGCUUUGCUUUGGUCCGAUACGGUUUCAUGCGAGCGGGAACAGAGCACCCAGCUCCUGUCCAAUUUUGUGAACGAAAUUAUUGAACCGUACCUCAGCUGGCAAGCCGGUGCUAGCGCCGAGGCUAUGCGUUCUCUGGCCAUGGCCACUCUGUGUGCCCUUUCCCAAGGUGCUGGGGAAGAGAUGCGUGAAGUUCUACCCUCGCUGGCUAAGCUAAUGCCCAGCUUGCUGGAGGACCGCAACGUGACGACGCGACACUACGCAGUCAAGACAAUGUGCUAUUUUCAAAAUAUGGGUGUAGAAGACCUAAAACCACUUGCCUAUGCUACGCUUCAACGAUUGGACGAUCCCUCCUCGGGUAUUCGACUUAUGGCGGCCACUGCCGUUGGAAAACUGAAGCCCGUUUUCAAGGCGGAUACGAAUGCUGAAAAGGAAGUCAAGUUUGAACUGGAGGUUUGGGAGGCCUUUAUUAAACGAGCCAUGGAUUUGUUGUUACUGCACUACGAGAGUCCAGAAAAGGAGGUGCGUGCGGUAGCCGAAAGAACUCUGAAGCAACUGGCAAAAGCACAUCCGGAUUGCUGGGAGGAGCGUUAUCAGCGUGCCCUUGCCAUGGUUCAGCAAAAAGACCAACUAGGCGAUCUUUACGCAAAGUUAAGCAUCCAAACCUGCGAGAAGGAGGACUAACUCUUUAAGGCGUAGCCACUAGUCUAGUUGAUCGCACAAAAAAGCACCUAAAUUCUCAUUACAUUACCUUAUGUACUUAGUUUUUAUGUAUUAUAAACAGUUUCGAUUUAAUUAAAUAAUAUUUCGAUUGUGGCAUUUAUUUGGUCAAGAACUUA
Molecule: messenger RNA, 3461 nt
Organism: Scaptodrosophila lebanonensis
Lineage: Eukaryota; Metazoa; Arthropoda; Insecta; Diptera; Drosophilidae
Gene: Dnaaf5
Product: dynein assembly factor 5, axonemal
Exons: 3
Coding region: 784-3306 (840 amino acids)
Biological process (GO): cilium movement; outer dynein arm assembly; inner dynein arm assembly
Cellular component (GO): cytoplasm
Molecular function (GO): dynein intermediate chain binding
Source: RefSeq, a predicted model, not a curated record